This is a messenger RNA of Anneissia japonica, 917 nucleotides long. RefSeq names its product S-phase kinase-associated protein 1. The record is from RefSeq and is a predicted model, not a curated record. Gene Ontology annotation, molecular function: cullin family protein binding. Gene Ontology annotation, cellular component: cytoplasm; nucleus. The transcript is spliced from 5 exons. Gene Ontology annotation, biological process: SCF-dependent proteasomal ubiquitin-dependent protein catabolic process. Bases 122 to 610 code for a protein of 162 amino acids. NCBI's taxonomy places the organism in Eukaryota, Metazoa, Echinodermata, Crinoidea, Comatulida, Comatulidae.
GACUCCAUCGUCGCGUCAACACCGUUUUGUUGGAAGAAUUUGUGGUAGGUCACUUUUCAAGGAGUUUGGAUAUUCUUGAAUUUGUUGUAUUUUAGUGAAAUUUUAGAAGGACAUUGCAACUAUGCCGAAUAUUAAACUUCAGAGUUCAGAUGGAGAAGUAUUUGAGGUUGAAGUAGAGAUUGCAAAACAAUCAGUUACCAUUAAGACUAUGUUAGAAGAUUUGGGUAUGGAUGAGGAGGAAGAAGAUGCUAUACCUUUACCUAAUGUGAACUCUGCCAUCUUGAAAAAAGUAAUCCAAUGGUGCACGUUCCAUAAGGAUGAUCCUCCUCCACCAGAGGACGAGGAAAACAAGGAAAAGAGGACGGAUGAUUUAUGCGGUCAUGAUAUAGAAUUCCUCAAAGUAGAUCAGGGCACACUGUUUGAAUUAAUUUUGGCUGCCAAUUAUCUUGAUAUUAAGGGAUUGUUAGAUGCUACAUGUAAGACAGUGGCCAACAUGAUCAAGGGCAAAACACCAGAAGAAAUCAGGAAAACUUUCAAUAUUAAGAAUGAUUUCACACCUGGGGAAGAAGAACAAGUACGAAAAGAAAAUAGCUGGUGUGAAGAGAAGUAAACAGACCUUUUCCCAUUUACUGUAUAUAGGAUUGUGAAUUGCUUUUAUCAACGUACUGAACUUGUUGUACAUCAUCUAGACUGCUUAACCUUAUCCUACCACUGGAAAGAAUCUCAGAUACAUGAGCAUUACUUUUUGCAAGUUAUAUUAACGUGCCGAAUAUUGUUUGUCAAAAAUGGCCAACUUUAAAUAUGCACAAUUCUUUUAGUGUCAUUAGGUGGGCAAAAAUAAAAUCACAUAUAUAAAUUUUAGACAUGUCCAUGCAAAUCUACACAAUAAACUAUAAACUAAUCUAGGUGGAAGGAAA